Cladophialophora immunda is the source of this 1206-nucleotide messenger RNA. RefSeq names its product 60S ribosomal protein L10-A. Lineage: Eukaryota; Fungi; Ascomycota; Eurotiomycetes; Chaetothyriales; Herpotrichiellaceae. The transcript has 3 exons. The record is from RefSeq and is a predicted model, not a curated record. Gene Ontology annotation, molecular function: structural constituent of ribosome. Bases 125 to 808 code for a protein of 227 amino acids. Gene Ontology annotation, cellular component: ribosome; cytosolic large ribosomal subunit. Gene Ontology annotation, biological process: translation; ribosomal large subunit assembly.
UGGCAUCCGAUUUGAAAUCAACUUCAGUGGGCGACCCUACAAAGUUCAUUGUCGACUCUUCCAACUUCUUCCUCUCGACCAUAUCGUUCGCAAGAAGUGCUAGUCUCUCUGAACAACCGUCAAGAUGGCCAGAAGACCUGCCAGAUGUUACAGAUACUGCAAGAACAAGCCCUAUCCCAAGUCUCGAUUCAACCGCGGUGUACCUGACCCCAAGAUCCGUAUCUUCGAUUUGGGACGAAAGCGUGCCAAUGUCGACGAAUUCCCCCUCUGCGUGCACAUGGUUUCUAAUGAGUACGAACAAUUGAGCUCCGAAGCGCUCGAAGCGGCCCGUAUUUGCGCCAACAAAUAUCUCGUCAAGAUUGCAGGCAAAGAAGGUUUCCAUCUCCGAGUCCGCGCCCACCCCUACCACGUCGUCCGCAUCAACAAGAUGUUGUCCUGCGCUGGUGCCGAUAGACUUCAGACUGGAAUGAGAGGAGCUUGGGGCAAGCCCAACGGCACAGUCGCCCGUGUCAACAUUGGCCAAAUUCUUCUGUCAGUCCGAACCCGAGACGCCCACCGUGCCACCGCUAUCGAGGCUCUACGACGCUCCAUGUACAAGUUCCCUGGUCGCCAAAAGAUCAUCGUCAGCAAGAACUGGGGUUUCACGCCCUUGAGACGCGAUGAGUACGUCAAGUUGAAGCAAGAGGGCCGUGUUUUGAUCGAUGGUGCAUAUGUUCAAUUCUUGAGAAACAAGGGCAAUAUCGAACAGAACAUGAAGCGAUUCCCUGGUGCUUACGAGGGCGGUAGCGAGAUCGCCGCCGAGGCAUAGAUUUCAUGUUUUGGCUCAAAGGAGCAGUGAAUUGCAUAUGCAAAGGCCAAAGGUGAAAUACCGGAGUAGUUUUUAGUUCCACGGAACAGAGGUAUCGGCUGGGCAACAUUAUCGCGUGCCUUCAGAACGAUUCUUUUGCCCGGAAUGAAAAAUGCGCCCUUCACCCGGAAAUGGGGUUCCGUCGGACGACUGGGGGUACUCUGAGAUACUUCCGAUCAUGAUAGACGCGAAAUGAAGGACAUUGACACCAUGAGUACAAACCUGUUUUCAUAUAUGGGUCCACAUGUACCCAAUCAUCCUUGAAAGUGACGAAUGGACCUGUAAUUGGAAGUGCCAGUAUUCCUUCUCCCCCGGUACCACUGAGGUAAUAUGUAAGACUACCCCUGGCCCUCCCUCCC